AUGAAGAAGCCGUGGAAAUCAACGCCCAGCAUGGCUUCCAGUACUCAGCCUGUUGAUAUCCAACAGUCCAAUAUUCGCGGCAGGAUAUCAGGGCCUGUCCCUAUUUCGACUUCUCUGGAUGACGAAUUUCCAAUUCGCAAUCCCGGUACCAGUAUUGCGACACCUCUCCAGGAUGAAUUUACAGAAUCGCAACCAGAGCCUACCCUCUUGCGCAACGAUUACAAACCUCCUGGUUUCCCAGAGUCUCGGGUCGGGUCCCACAGAGAAGAGCCACGAUCGUCAAUGCAUGCUCGACAGCAUGGUGCAACGAGCCGGCUGCAAAAGUCUGAACCAUCUAACAUAAGGCAUUCUUUUGUUAGUGCAGACACGAGGGACAGGGAACGCCCACAACGAAAACAAUCAACUCUCCGUGGCGCCUUGGGCAAACUCUUCAACAGAAAGAAGAAACCCAAUGGCAACGACAGCUUAAAUAACACUGAUUCAGAAGCCGGGUCGACACCAAUGCCCUCUGGGCCUUACCGCGGAUCGGCAGUCGAGGAUGGUCAGACACAAGACUCGGUGCCCAGUCUAAGCCAAAGGGACAGGUCAGCUCCUAGAUCACGGACUCGACCUUUCCCAGGGGCAGAAUCGAAGAGGUCCGCUUCUCUGCCUAUUACCGAGUUUGAUCGCGCAUUGAGAUCUCAUUCGAUUCGUCCAGAAGAUGUUCGCGCCAUUGAAAGUGCGCGCAACUCGCUAAGCGCUGACUUCGGCCUAUCUCAAGCCCGGAUAAGUGUGACGAGAUUGCGCGAGUAUAAUUUGGCGGGGCUUUCACCACGGCCUGCAAGCAGUCACGGUCGGGAGAGUCGGCAAGAGCACAACGAAGAGAAUGCAAAUGAGAUUGGGCGCGCAAUCACGAGUGAUCUCCCUGGAAUGAGACGGAGAUCGCGAAGCUUGUCGGGUUUGCCAGAGGAGGGUCUUGGUCUCAACCGAAAACGCAGUGACGAAAUCAAGUACUGGAGAGAAAGUUACGAUCCUACAUUCAUGCCUCCUGUAUCCUCCAACCCCAUAGAGAGUGAGACCGCUCUCGAAGCGGAAGUUGAGCAGGCUCAGCAUGAUCAGGAGGAACAUCCGCAGCUACCACAACCAGAGCCUUUUAACUUUGGUUCCUUUGCAGACAUGAAGCAAGUUGGCAGCAUGAAGAUCACACAUGUAGCGAACUUGGAGACGAGAAUUAACAAUCUUGAGUCACGAGUUUAUCGGCUAGAGCAGGCUCUCGACCGAAUGUGUGAUACUCCUCCAAAUCGCCGGCCGCAUCUCGGACCACCGGAUCGACCAGCGCCUUCUAUUCCAAUUGAUGAUCAUCAAGGGGCAAACUUAUCAAGCUAUCAGGCCGGUCGAAUCAAGCGAGAUUCCAGAAAGGACUCGAAUCGUUUCAGUGAUUACCACCAAAAAAUGAGUCACAGGGGAAGCGUAUUCCUUGAUCCCUAUUCUUCAGCUAUUCUGAGUGACGACAAUAAAAACCGACCUACCUCGACAGCAACUAUCCGUGGUGCAGCCAGCCUUCCUAGUCUUCUCAAGGACGCCCCUGAGGUAUUUACAAUGGACCAUUAUACAACGCUUCUGGCCUUGGUACGCACAGAACGCUCCGCACGAGAAGCCUUAGAGACUCAGGUCAAGACGCUUGGCCAUCAGAUGAGUGUAUUGUCUAACUCUUUCGCCAUGAAUGAUGGAUACGACCCUCCUCCCACAGCCAAGUCCUUCGGCGAAAGAUCAGCAUUUGAUCACGACGAUGACGACGAUAAUCUCGCGUCUUUGGCGGCCAUCACAAGAUCGCAAAGCCGACAAGUCGACCCUGAAGACUCGGGCAUUGGAACUGGACAUGGCGAUGAGAGUGACUACUCUGAUACGUUCGAAACCCCUCAUGAAGAAGGCCAUAGUAUCGGAGCGUUUGGUGAAGAUCUGGAUAGGGAGGUCCAGGCGCAGACAAAGGCAGCGCGAACCCUUUCCUUGUCGCAACUUACAAUGGGCAGGGGCACCCAGAAGUCUUCACAGCAUCUUCGUCGGGUCAUAUAA
This is a messenger RNA of Fusarium sp. VM40, 2052 nucleotides long. Lineage: Eukaryota; Fungi; Ascomycota; Sordariomycetes; Hypocreales; Nectriaceae. The record is from the annotation of a GenBank genome assembly.